UAGAGCUGAGUCGAGGGGAGCGACCCGACAGCCGCAGUGAUGCCAGUGACCCUCUAGGAUGCUCCAUACACGGAUGGGUUUAUUACCGUCUGCUUCAGCAUCGGGCCUUUAAGCGGAUCCGGCUCAAUCUGGGACGAAGGUGUUUUCCUGUAAUAGGGAAUAACGGGAUCGCGCGACCUUGAGCUGAAUGUCAUUAGAAACGGGGUUGAAUCGCGCUACGACAAUUAGGAUUUGAGUCUCAGCGAUGGAUAUUAUAAAGCAUAUAAUCAAGGACACAGUCGAAUUCUACAAAUGGAGUCUCACCAUCGCAGACAAGCGUGUGCAGAAAUGGCCGUUGACGGACUCUCCGCUCCCCACGCUGGCUAUCAGCUCCUCGUACCUGCUGUUUCUCUGGCUGGGGCCCAAGUACAUGCAGGGCCGAGAGCCCUUCCAGCUGAGGAAGACCCUCAUCGUCUACAACUUCAGCAUGGUCAUCCUUAACUUCUUCAUAUUCAAAGAGCUCUUCCUCGCAGCACGAGCGGCCAACUACAGCUACAUCUGCCAGCCUGUGGACUACUCAGACGAUCCCAAUGAAGUGAGGGUGGCAGCAGCUCUGUGGUGGUACUUUAUUUCUAAAGGUGUGGAGUACCUCGACACUGUGUUCUUCAUCUUACGCAAGAAGUUCAGCCAAAUCAGCUUCCUGCACGUCUAUCACCACUGCACCAUGUUCACUCUGUGGUGGAUCGGCAUCAAAUGGGUCGCCGGUGGACAGUCGUUCUUUGGGGCUCAUAUGAAUGCAGCCAUCCAUGUCCUGAUGUACUUGUAUUAUGGGCUGGCCGCAUUCGGUCCAAAAAUACAGAAAUAUCUGUGGUGGAAGAAGUAUCUGACCAUCAUCCAAAUGAUCCAGUUUCACGUCACCAUCGGUCACACGGCUCUGUCGCUGUACUCCGACUGCCCGUUCCCUAAGUGGAUGCACUGGUGUCUGAUCGGAUACGCCCUCACCUUCAUCAUCCUCUUUGGGAAUUUCUAUUAUCAGACGUACCGUCGUCAGCCCCGCCGCGAGACCGCGGCCAAACCCGGCAAAGCCCUUCAUAACGGAGCCUUUUACGGAGCCCUGGCCUCCAGUAACGGAAACGCCGGCAAGACGGACGAGAAACCGGCAGCGGCCGAGAGCGGCAGGAGAAAGAGGAAGGGCAGAGCGAAGCGUGAUUAAAACGGCUGACAGGUUAAAGGUCAGGAGCCGUUCGCACGCCUGCGGUCAAUCCCUCAUGGUUACCAACAAACAGUAUGACUGCAGAUAGAGAGAAAAGUGAGCCUAGAUGUAGAGAGACUGAACAAUAUCUUUCCUUACCGUCCUCCUUAAAGGCACAGUUCGCCCAAAAAUCAUUUACUCACCCUCAAGUGGUUCCAAACCUGUACGAGUUUCU
This is a messenger RNA of Sinocyclocheilus rhinocerous, 1406 nucleotides long. RefSeq names its product elongation of very long chain fatty acids protein 4-like. Bases 245 to 1192 code for a protein of 315 amino acids. Gene Ontology annotation, cellular component: endoplasmic reticulum; endoplasmic reticulum membrane. The transcript has 7 exons. Gene Ontology annotation, biological process: fatty acid elongation, saturated fatty acid; fatty acid elongation, monounsaturated fatty acid; very long-chain fatty acid biosynthetic process. Gene Ontology annotation, molecular function: fatty acid elongase activity. The record is from RefSeq and is a predicted model, not a curated record. NCBI's taxonomy places the organism in Eukaryota, Metazoa, Chordata, Actinopteri, Cypriniformes, Cyprinidae.